AUGUCUUCAAAGGUCGUCACCAUUGGCCAGCUAAUUCAGAAAUGUCUCAAGCAGGCUUAUUUUUUGCCACAGAAACCAUCUUCCUAUUCCAAGGGAUAUAGAUUUCUAAAUGAUAAGAAAUACCGCAUGUUCGAUUGCCCACCUAGCUCGCUCAAUUUCGAUCGUCUUCUGUAUCCAUUUCGUCAUCUUCCUGCCGCGGGGAAUGAGAUUCCCAUAAUAAUGGAGUGCAAACCGUCGGAAUAUUUACAACAACACUGGAGACGAUGGCUUCCCGCUUUUCCUCCACCUGUAAUUAAAUCGCUGGACGAAGGACUUCAAGAUGAUAUCCCAGUCAUCACGACAGGCGCGUUACAAGGCAUCCCCGAAGAAAAGCACAGCGUACAUCCCGACAUUUUGUACAAACUUCAGCUUAAAAGUUCGAUUCAGAAAGUUGGAGUUCUUUGUCCUAAGCACAUGGACAUUAAUUCAGUUUCUUUUCCCUGCGCUGUGAAGGCGGACUUAAGUUCGGGUGGUCGAGGAAACUGGCUUGUUAAGAACGAGAGUGAAUUAUCAGCAACCUUGAGACAGAUUCGGGGGGUUUGUCAGUGGAACGAUGGAGUUGUAUUUGAGGAAUUUAUCCCUAGCGUCAAAGAAGUUCCUAGCUUUCAGUUUUACCUGCACAAAUCUGGGGAGAUAUUUUGGGUGGGAACUACGUCCGGCGGUUUUAUCAAUCGGUUUGCCUGGAUUAAAGGAUCGGUUGACUGGGACAGGCAAGAUGAAUACAGAGACCUUGUCCAUGAAGAAUUCACCUUGCCAAUUAGGAAUUAUCUUUUAGACCACGGUUAUUUUGGUCUUGUCACUUUUGAGGUUUUAUUCACAGACCACGGCAACUACCUUGUCGAUGUGAACCCA
Porites evermanni is the source of this 891-nucleotide messenger RNA. Lineage: Eukaryota; Metazoa; Cnidaria; Anthozoa; Scleractinia; Poritidae. The record is from the annotation of a GenBank genome assembly.